This is a messenger RNA of Phyllopteryx taeniolatus (common seadragon), 2797 nucleotides long. RefSeq names its product notochord granular surface (gene ngs). Gene Ontology annotation, biological process: skeletal muscle organ development. Gene Ontology annotation, cellular component: cell-cell junction; sarcolemma; Z disc. The record is from RefSeq and is a predicted model, not a curated record. Lineage: Eukaryota; Metazoa; Chordata; Actinopteri; Syngnathiformes; Syngnathidae.
GAGUUCAGCCACUUCCCACCGUGUAUUCGGAAUCAUUCACUCACUCUCCUAUCAGCUAUGGAGGGAUUUCUACCUUGUGGACUAGACAGUUGACUUAUCAGUCCAAUGAAAAUUUGUUUUGGAACACUACUUGGGAUGCCAGAAAUUACUUACAGGAUUAACAUCAGCUGGUGGACCAUCCGUUAUAAAUACUCAACAACCAAGUACGUUACGAUGACAUCGUAUUGUUUUGACCCGAGUGCAUUUCACAAAAUCAGUUGUCAAUUAUCUAUCUACCUACUUACAGUGGUUAUAAAAAGUCUACACCCCCCUGUUCAAAUGCCAUGUUUUUGUGAUCCAAAAAUUGACACCAGGAAAAAUGUAAACUUUUUUCCUCCAUUGGUGUGACCAAUAACCUGUACAACUCAAUGGAGAAAACUAAUUAAGUAAGUCCGAGACGGGAACUAAAAAUAAACUAUAACUGACUAUGUGGAUGUGUUCAGUUUUCAGAAUGAACCGAUCACAUUCAAACUCAUGUUGAAGAGGGGUCAGCCCACACCUGGCAACAUUCAAAGUGCCUCUGACUAACCCAAAAUAAAGUUCUGAUGUUUUCUAGUAGGCUUUUAUCAUUUUUUGUUGUUGUUGUUGUUGUUGUUGCAUCGUACAGCACAAGACACAGUCCGCAGAGCUUCCACAGCGUCAAUGGGGGGAAAAAAAGUAUUUUUCUUCUCGAGCUCAUAUUAAUGGUGGAAAAAAAGUUUUGAGAUGAUCUUGGUCUAACUUUUUGAAUACCCCCAAAACCUGACAUUGGGACAUGUGCAGAGAUUAUUUUAUAUCCACUGUACAUUAAAGAGAUUUCCCCACCACAAUUAAUGAAUUGCACAGCCUGACCAAUCUUUGGUUGGUGUUUUUUUUAACAAUAUUCGAUUCACUUAAAACAAACAACUGACAUGUCUUUCAGUUGUAAUCGAUGAUGAUCGAGCAUAGGUACUUGAGUACUUGUAUUUGUUCGAGGAAUGGAGAUGCUUACAAGCGAUGUCACGCAUGGGCCGGCCAGCUCCAACAUUCCUGCAGAAGUCCAGCGAAGGGCCGAGGAUAUAAGGACCACCCUCAUACUGGUGCCAGACAAAGGCGUGAGGGUCCCACAGAAGAAUCAGCAGCACGACUUCCGGUCCAGACAGGAUGUCUUCCUACCGCCGUCAGUUCGAUAGUGCCCUCACAGAGGCGCCUCGCGCCUACCAACUCCGGGUGCGUGCGCACCGCGUCUCCGACCGCUCAGGAGAUCCGACACCGUUCUGCUAGCCCCAUUCGGAGUGGGCGGAAAGGUCUAACUCACCUUUGAAGGAAAUACCGUAAUCGUUAUCAGUAAUCCAUUUGGAAGCAUUUGUGUAACGUGUGUCUUAUGGGCAGUGCCAACGUGGGGACGUCCACGGGCCUGGGACCAAACCUGGACAUGGACGCGGCUUCGACCGAGAACCAGGCUUUUAUGACGACCUGGACCGCCGAGAGGCGGGAGAUGGUGGCCCUCGAUGACCAUCUGGCAGUGUACAUCGAUAAGGUCCGUACACUAGAGUCCAAAAAGAAGAUUCUGGAGGCUGAAAUUGAGGCCCUGAAGAGCCGACAUGUCCCCCCCCCUUCGGGCCUCAGGCACCUGUACGAACGCCAGCUGAGGGACCUCAACCGGGCCGCCGAUCAAAUGGACUCGUCUUUGGCUCCCAAGGAGGCCAUGUUGGGCCAGCUGGACCCGCUGUGGACCAAAUACGAAGGGACGGUGGACCGUGCUAGGAAAAAGGCAGAAAGCGAGAUUACCAACCUCCGCCCGGAACUCGAGGAGCUGUUGCAAAAUAUCUACUGGACCACCGCCAAGAUCGCCGUCUUUGGAGUCCCGGACCUCUCGUCAGCUCUCAGGCAGAUCCAGUCUCAAUACGACUGCCUCGCAGCCAAAAACCUUCAGGAAAUGGACACUCGGUACAAGCAGUUUCAGGAACUGAACCACGCGUCCACCAAACGCGUCCGUGGCGUGAGGGAGGAAAUAGGUUGUUAUAAGAAAGUUGAGUGCAUUGAAACCCUCGAGCUGGAGCUGAAGGUGACCAAGGAGAAGACUGCUUUGCUUCUAUGGGAAUAUCAGGAUUUACUCAACGUCAAGAUGGGUUUGGAGAUUGAGAUUACCACAUACAGAGGAUGUGAAGGUUUGGAGGAGUGGGGAGCACUGAUUGUCGGUGAAGCUCUUACAGAAGAGCACUCACCGCGUGACACGCAGAUUGGUGAAAUAAACGAGGACCAGGCCACCGAGAUGUCUGAGAGCAAGAUGGUCCACAUCAGAGUCAUUGCGGGGCUUUUCCAUUCCGCGACAACAAGGCACUCUAAAACAGCCACACCAGUGCGGCGAACCGGUCCACACGUUCAUUGGAUGUCAGAACAGUCAGUUAAGACGGAGGACACUACUCAGAGCGACACGCAGGAGCGCACCAUCACCAUUUCUGUUGCAGCUGAGGAACAAUCAUCAAACUAAGCCCCCAAACUUCCAUAGUUACUGGAAACAAAAUUAACAUCUAAAAGUGGCGUGGCUUCUCUUACAACAACGACUUGUGAGCCUCCUCAAUGUCUUAAUAAUCCUGUGUGAGAGCGUGUGUGGAUGAGCUUUUUUUUUUUAAACAACAAAAAACAUGCAAGUAAUGAAAGUGUACACUGUGUUGAUUUAAUAAUUUAUAAAAAAAAAAAAAAAAAAAAAAAAAAAGACAACUUUCUAUUGAUUAUUAUUCAUUUUGGGCAGCCAAGUCCAACCAGGAAGUCGGAUUGCCAAGUGUAAACAUGAUUU